Rosa rugosa (rugosa rose) is the source of this 1865-nucleotide messenger RNA. RefSeq lists its product as uncharacterized. Lineage: Eukaryota; Viridiplantae; Streptophyta; Magnoliopsida; Rosales; Rosaceae. The transcript has 2 exons. Bases 317 to 1600 code for a protein of 427 amino acids. The record is from RefSeq and is a predicted model, not a curated record.
AGAAAAGGUGGAAGAUGGAGGGCCUCCAAUUAGCUUAGUGGAGCAAGUUUAGAAAUUGAAGUGGAAGCUGUAAUGUCAAGCAAAGCAACCCCCCUCUUCAGAAAUCACCAUCAUUCCACCCACCCCCUUACGAAAUAAAGGGCAUGAGAAAAAGGUGGUUAAAAAAAAACAGAACAACCAUAAAUUAACAUCAACAUCAUCAUCAUAUUUUUCUUCCUUUGUUUGGUUUCCUUCCUUCCUUCCUUUCUUCUUUUCACUCACACCACCUACUCCCAAACCCACCACAAAGCAAGCUCCACUGCCAGGAAGCUAUUCAAUGGAAUCAUUCAGUCAAACAACUGGAUUCCGGUACAACCUGAAUUCAAACACAACAGGCGGCGAUGAUGAUGCCGAGUUUUCAGGGAUUCUUGAGAUCUAUGCUCAUCAUGCUAGGAACCUUCACAACAUAUGCAUCUAUGAAAACCAAGAUGUCUACGCAAAAUUCUCUCUUACUUACAAUCCAGAUGAGACCCUCUCAACUAGGAUCAUCAAUGGAGGUGGCAAGAAUCCAGAAUUCAAUGAAAACUUGAGGAUGAAAAUCACUCAAAUUGAUGCUGUUCUGAAAUGUGAGAUUUGGAUGCUUAGCAGGGCCAGAAACUAUAUGGAAGACCAGCUCUUGGGAUUUACUUUGGUCCCAAUUUCGCAAGUGAUUGGGAAAGGAAAGCUGACUCGAGAUUAUAGUCUUUCUUCCACUGACCUCUUCCAUUCCCCAGCUGGAACUGUCCAAUUGACUCUUUCUCUCAUCCCAUCUUUGCCUCCUAUCAAAUUGUCUGCUAACUCAUCCAUAACUUCAGAAGUAGUAUUGCUUGAUCGAAAGAUUAAUUCAGAAGAAGUAAUGUUAGACCCAGUUGAGUAUUCGAGGAUCGAAUUCCCUGAUAUCAAUGCAGUGAGUCAGAAUCAGCAAAUGGUGACUCAGUACUUUGACUUGGCAAAGCACAAGCAUGGUUCUCAAGGACUAGCUGCAUCAUUUCUUCGUCUUGGUGCAUCUCCUGAUCAGGACUAUGAAAUGAUUGUGAGCUCAUCGCCUAAUGAGAGCAUCCACAACUCUGGCUUCUUAAGUUCCACCACAACAAGCUUGAGUGAUGACCGAAACAACAAUUCUGCUGAUUCAAUCGAGAAAAAGAGUCGUGUGGCUUCUGUCACCAGUGGAGUUGCUCAUCAAAAUUUUGCUGCUUGUCCAGACACUCCAACCUCAAGAAAGGGACUAGAAGCCUCUUCCGGAGAUGAAAAGUCGAGUUUCUUGGGCAAGGAAGAUGAAGAGGAAGAGGAGAUGAAGAAGGAUCAAAAAGUUGGUUCAGGUCAAUUUGGUCAGGUGUAUUCUGCUCCACAUGGGAAUAUGAACUCAGAGGCUGAGCAAUCUGCAAUGCAGCAACAAAUAGUCGACAUGUACAUGAGAAGUAUGCAACAGUUUACUGAGUCUCUGGCAAACAUGAAGCUCCCGAUGGAUCUUGAUAAACCUGAAUGUGAAGACCGUGGUGAAGUGAUUCCGAACAACAACUUAGAACUUGAUAAAAAGAAGGAAGGAUCAAGAGUCUUCUAUGGUAGCAGAGCCUUCUUCUGAGUCUGAGUAGUAGCUAAUUGAUUCUGUAAUGCUCUUGAUCGAGGGUACAAAUUAGUUUAUUUAGAAACAAGAAUGAGGUUUAAUUAUUGUUAACAUUCUUACUUUCACAGGCUGCAUUGAAUUUCUUAGAAAUUUGUAUAACUGUUAUCCCUUGUUUAUGUGAAUAGCUGCUUCAUAUCCAGGUUUCGUUGUUGCUUUAACUACAACGACCAAUUGUUAAUGUCUGCUAAAUCUGCCUAAUAGUGUGUUAAUGUAAUUUACAUUU